Messenger RNA from Macadamia integrifolia, 1656 nucleotides. RefSeq names its product fructose-bisphosphate aldolase 1, chloroplastic-like. Gene Ontology annotation, biological process: fructose 1,6-bisphosphate metabolic process; glycolytic process. Lineage: Eukaryota; Viridiplantae; Streptophyta; Magnoliopsida; Proteales; Proteaceae. The coding region runs from base 272 to 1462 and encodes 396 amino acids. Gene Ontology annotation, molecular function: fructose-bisphosphate aldolase activity. The record is from RefSeq and is a predicted model, not a curated record. The transcript has 6 exons. Gene Ontology annotation, cellular component: cytosol.
CAAACCAGCCCUUCAAAGUUCAUAAUCACUCACUCUUCGUGAAGCAGAAGAAGGUUAAUCAACCCAUGUGGCAAAAGGUGGUUGGUGGGUAGAUAACAGCCUCAAAUGGCACAUCUCUGGCUUACAGAGAUAAGAGCAGAGGAGAGGUGGUAGUGGUGGUGAGGAGACUCGAGAGACUCUCACAAGGAUAAUAAAGAGAAGAUAAGUGAGUGAAAAAGGUAUCAAAAGAGUGAAGAAGAAGAAGAAGAAGAAGGAGGAGGAGGAGAAGAAAAUGGCUUCUGCAUCGAUGAUCAAGUCGUCUCCAGUGCUGGACAAAUCCGAGUGGGUGAAGGGUCAGAGCCUUCGCCAACCGUCGGCUUCGGUGGUCCGAUGCCACCCCAUCUCCCCUUCUUCUCUCACUAUCCGUGCUGGUUCAUACGCCGACGAGCUUAUCAAGACUGCUAAAACGGUUGCUUCUCCAGGGCGUGGAAUCUUGGCCAUGGACGAGUCGAACGCAACCUGUGGGAAGCGAUUGGCGUCGAUUGGGCUGGAGAACACAGAGGCCAACCGUCAAGCCUACAGGACACUAUUAGUGUCAGCUCCAGGACUGGGUAACUACAUCUCCGGAGCCAUCCUUUUCGAGGAGACUCUGUACCAAUCCACAGUUGAUGGCAAGAAGAUAGUGGACGUGCUUGUUGAGCAGAACAUUGUUCCUGGUAUUAAGGUCGACAAGGGUCUCGUUCCCUUGGCCGGUUCCAACGAUGAGUCAUGGUGCCAAGGUCUUGAUGGCCUUGCCUCCCGCACUGCUGCUUACUAUGAGCAGGGCGCUCGUUUCGCGAAAUGGCGUACUGUUGUGAGCAUUCCUAACGGCCCAUCUGCUCUAGCAGUGAAGGAAGCAGCUUGGGGUCUUGCUCGCUAUGCUGCCAUUUCUCAAGACAAUGGGUUGGUCCCGAUUGUAGAGCCGGAGAUCUUGCUGGAUGGUGAGCAUGGGAUCGACAGAACCUUCGAGGUCGCCCAGAAAGUGUGGGCCGAAGUCUUCUUCUACCUUGCAGAGAACAACGUCAUGUUUGAAGGAAUCCUGCUCAAACCCAGUAUGGUCACUCCUGGGGCUGAGUGCAAGGAGAGGGCCACACCAAAGCAGGUCUCCGAGUACACCCUCAAGCUCCUCCGCCGAAGAAUCCCCCCAUCUGUCCCAGGAAUCAUGUUUUUGUCUGGUGGGCAAUCCGAAGUUGAAGCAACCCUGAACCUGAACGCUAUGAACCAGGCUCCUAACCAAUGGCAUGUGUCUUUCUCGUACGCCAGAGCUCUCCAGAACACUUGCCUCAAGACAUGGGGAGGAAGACCGGAGAACGUGAAGGCAGCCCAGGAUGUUCUCCUCCUCCGGGCCAAGGCCAACUCUCUUGCUCAACUCGGCAAAUACACCGGCGAGGGAGAGUCUGAGGAGUCCAAGAAAGGAAUGUUUGUGAAGGGCUACGUUUACUAAGAUCCUUACUAAGCUUUUACAAGCUUGUUAGCAAUGAAGAAGGCUCUCUCUUUCUCCUGCAUCCCUCACUCACUGUGUGGCUGGCUUUUUUUUUAUUUUUUUUUAUUUUUAUUACAUGUAAUUUUAUUUAGGGACGAUAAAUUUAUUGCGAAUGAGAUUACUUAGUGCGCACUUGUGUUGUGUGCAUGGUUUAA